AUGGUUCUCUGUGCCAUUCUGUUUGGGUUAGGAUCAGGUAAGGGAUUGGAUGGUAUGUUUAUGAUUGAAGAUGAAGAAAGUGGUAUGGCUUCAGAUGUAGGAAGUGUUCCCUCAGUAGAACACACAAGUUUCAAAUUUCUCUGCACCUCACGCAAACUCCUUUCAACUUCCGGCGGCGGUGACGGUGGUGGUGGAGCUGGUCGCAGUGGCGGUUGUGGCAGUGGUUGUUGCGGCGGUGGCAGUGACAGUGUGGUGAUGGUAGUGGUUGUUGUGGUGGUUAUGGUGGCAGCGGUUGCGGUGGUGGUGGUUGUGUGGUGGUGGUGGCAGUGGCUGCGGUGGAGGGACGUUGGCGAUUAUUGUAGUGGCGGCGGCGGUGGCCACGAUGUUGGUGGUGGUUGUUGUGGUGGUGGUGGUAGUGGUGGUGCUGUUAGUUGUUGUGGUGGUGACGGUAGUGGUGAUGGUGGCGGGGGUGGUGGAGGCAGUGGGAGUGGCGGUGGCGGCGGUGGCGGUUGUGGUAGUAGUUGUAGUGGUGCUGGUGGUGACGGCGGUGGUGGUGACGGUGGUGAUGGUCGUGGUGGUCGUUGUGGUGGUAGUGGUGGUUGUUAUGGUGGGUGUGGUUAUGGUGGUGGUGGCGGCGGUUGCGGUGAUGAUGGUUGUCGUGGUGGUGGAGAAGGCAGUGGCGGUGGCGUGGUGCUUUUUGGUAGUGAUGGUUCUGUUGGUGGUGGUAGUGGCGAGAGUGGCAGUGGCUGCGACAUGGUUGGUGGUGAUGGUACUGGUGGCAAUGGCGGUAGUGGCAGUGACGGUGGUGGUGGUGGUGGUGGUGGUGAUUGUGGUGGUGCUUGUGUCGGCGGUGGUGGUGCUGAUGGUGGUGGUGGUGGUGGUGGUGGUGGUGAUGGUGGUGGCGUCGUGGUGGUGGCUGCAGUGGCGAAACAAUGGUGA
Vigna radiata var. radiata (mung bean) is the source of this 939-nucleotide messenger RNA. RefSeq names its product glycine-rich protein DOT1-like. NCBI's taxonomy places the organism in Eukaryota, Viridiplantae, Streptophyta, Magnoliopsida, Fabales, Fabaceae. Bases 1 to 939 code for a protein of 312 amino acids. The record is from RefSeq and is a predicted model, not a curated record. The transcript is spliced from 3 exons.